ACCCAGUCUUUAAGAAUAUUCCUCCGUGAUUGGUUGUGAUUGUUUUUGCUCGUUCGAUGUGCCAAACACUCCGUCGGCGCCUCUUGCCGUAAGCAGUUGUGGAGAGCAGAUUCCUCGCGAGAGUAAAUUGUUUGGAUUCACAUCGUCCGACAAAGACGGUGAGGCGGAAGUUUAUAGCGAGAGAAUUGCGCCAAAUAAUACUCUCUGUUUUCAGUUGGCAUGCGCCAAAACAGUUUUGUUCGGGUCUGAUGCAAGCUGAGAGUGAUUCAGAAAACACGGAGGAAACAUUCUCCAAACGACAGUGAAUCGAUUAGGGUAGAAAACUGUUUGAUGAAGUUACACCGGACAUUCUGGAAAAGUGAGAGCGUGAAGUUAUAAGUGAUAUAUUUUCGAUAAACACAAGUACAACGUGCUGAACAGCAAAAUGCCCUCGGAACCGAAGGUAUUCAAUCCACAUCCGGAUGUGGCCUCCAAAGCAUACAUCAAUAGUAUGGAACAGUAUCAGGAAUUUUACCGUCAGUCCAUCGAAAAUCCAGGACAGUUUUGGAGCAAUGUAGCGAAACAGUUCCAUUGGGAAACUCCCUAUGACCCAAAGAAUUUCUUUUCGUACAACUUUGACAUAUCGAAGGGACCUAUUCAAGUGAAAUGGAUGGAAGGGGCUUCGACCAACAUUUGCUACAAUUUACUGGAUCGAAAUGUCAGAAAUGGUCUUGGCGAUACGGUGGCGUAUUACUGGGAAGGAAACCACCCGGACGAUUACAGUCGUUUAACCUAUCGCAAGCUGCUGGAGGAAGUAUGUCGGUUCGCCAAUGUGCUGAAGGCCCAUGGUGUGCAGAAGGGCGACCGAGUGUCCAUCUACAUGCCCAUGACGAUGGAGCUACCGGUUGCAAUGCUUGCUUGCGCUCGAAUUGGGGCCGUUCACUCGAUUGUGUUUGCAGGCUUUUCAUCGGACUCUCUGGCUGAGAGGAUGCACGAUUGUCAGGCAAAAGUUUUGAUUACCGCCGAUGGCGCAUGGCGUGGGGAGAAAAUACUGCAUCUGAAGGAUAUUUGCGAUCAAGCGAUGAGUAAAGCCGAAGAAAUGGGCCAUAAGGUGGAGUCUUGUUUUGUGGUGGCUCAUAUUAAUCGGGUGACCCCUGGUAAGGAGGACUGGGAUGGAUCGUUCGAGACCCCAUGGACUGAUGAUCGAGACUUCUGGUGGCAUCAGGAGAUGGAAGACGCCGAGCCGGCAUGUUACCCCGAGUGGAUGGCUGCUGAAGACCCGCUGUUUAUGCUGUACACCAGUGGAUCUACGGGAAAACCAAAGGGUGUGCUUCAUACUACAGCAGGUUAUCUGCUGUACGCAGCGACAACAUUUAAAAUUGUUUUCGACUACAAACCACAUGACGUCUACUGGUGCACUGCAGAUAUUGGCUGGAUCACUGGUCACACCUACGUAUUAUAUGGCCCUCUAGCCAACGGAGCAACCUCAGUUAUGUUCGAAGGGACUCCAUUUUUCCCGGAUACUGAUCGAUAUUGGGAAAUCAUAGAUAAAUUCAAGGUAACACAAUUCUACACGGCUCCGACGGCAAUCAGAUCACUCAUGAAAUAUGGGGAUGCGCCUGUACUGAAGCAUGAUUUGACAUCCUUGAGAGUCCUUGGCAGCGUUGGUGAACCAAUUAACCCCGAAGCAUGGAUGUGGUACUACAAAGUGAUUGGCAAAGAAAAGUGUUCGAUAGUGGAUACCUUCUGGCAAACGGAAACCGGUGGUCAUGUAAUUACACCACUCCCUGGGGCUACUCCCAUGAAACCGGGAUCUGCGUCUUUCCCUUUCUUCGGUGUGAAACCCACUUUGCUCGAUGAAAGCGGCAACGAAAUUAAAGGCGAAGGUGAGGGAUAUCUAGUUUUUUCACAGCCUUGGCCUGGGAUGAUGCGAACACUGUUCAACAACCAUCCACGAUACGAAUCUACUUAUUUCUCUAAGUUCAACGGAUAUUAUUGCACGGGCGAUGGAGCUCGACGAGAUGCCGACGGUUACUACUGGGUCACAGGUCGCGUCGACGAUAUGUUGAACGUCUCCGGUCACCUGAUGUCCACCGCAGAAGUCGAGUCCGUUCUGACCGAACAUCCAAUGGUAUCCGAAGCGGCCGUAGUUUCACGACCACAUCCUGUGAAAGGAGAAUGUUUGUAUUGUUUCAUCACUCCCAACCAGAACGAAGUGUUCGAUAAAACGUUAAUCAAUGAGCUGAAAGUACUGGUAAGAGAGCGAAUCGGUCCGUUCGCACAGCCGGAUGUAAUUCAGCAUGCUCCUGGCCUCCCGAAAACACGAUCUGGUAAAAUUAUGCGACGGGUGCUACGAAAGGUUGCAGUUAAUGAUCGUGAAAUUGGCGAUACAUCGACCCUGGCAGAUGAGGCGAUCAUUGAACAACUUUUUGCUAACCGACCCGAUGCCUAAGAACAUUCCACGGACAAAUGAGCUCAGCCCUAGAUGAAAUGAACCACGCUUUGAUUUGAGAAAAAACAUAGUUACUUUGUCAUGACAAGAAAAAAUUCUGCAAACGUAAUUUGGCGAGCUUAGAGUGUGAUUGGGAAGAAUGGCUUCUAACGGGAACUGCUAGAUCUUGCAUGAGGAUGGUGCUAACGAACGAAAAAAUCGGAAAGGAUUAGGGAGUAUGAUAGUAAAGAGGUCUAAUACUGUUGAUACGAUUAUACACUUUUUAGAAGUAAGUUGCUAUUUUACUACGCAUUACAAAGACAUAAUGUGGGCGGAUGUAUGUACAAAUAAGCCACAUUCCGAAGGAAACAGUGAAUCUAUAACGAGAAACUCGUUGAUGUAGGUGUAGAUGUGCUUUACAGAUUGUAUGUUUUAAUAUUUAUAGUUUUAAUUACUAUUUUAUAAGUGAAAAAUGUGAAAAGGUUAGUUUCAAACGACCCAAUAGCUGAACAUGUAACAUGUUAUGUAAUUGGUAGCAACAAUUUUUUUCAACCAACAGCGGCAACACAAAUCUAAACUAGUAGCGUCUAAGUUAGAAAAAUGUGCACAGAUUUCUGUUAUUACAUACGCUUUUUAUGUUUUAUAAAAUAAAAUAAACACUACAUAUGAUCAAGA
Molecule: messenger RNA, 3085 nt
Organism: Toxorhynchites rutilus septentrionalis
Lineage: Eukaryota; Metazoa; Arthropoda; Insecta; Diptera; Culicidae
Gene: AcCoAS
Product: acetyl-coenzyme A synthetase
Exons: 7
Coding region: 425-2431 (668 amino acids)
Molecular function (GO): acetyl-CoA synthetase activity; AMP binding
Source: RefSeq, a predicted model, not a curated record